Molecule: messenger RNA, 11115 nt
Organism: Hemicordylus capensis (graceful crag lizard)
Lineage: Eukaryota; Metazoa; Chordata; Lepidosauria; Squamata; Cordylidae
Gene: GPAM
Product: glycerol-3-phosphate acyltransferase, mitochondrial
Exons: 21
Coding region: 303-2792 (829 amino acids)
Biological process (GO): phospholipid biosynthetic process
Cellular component (GO): plasma membrane; mitochondrial membrane
Molecular function (GO): glycerol-3-phosphate O-acyltransferase activity
Source: RefSeq, a predicted model, not a curated record
CUAAUGUCUGACAAUUGUACUUCUUAUUUAUAGCAGAUCUUUUGAAUCUGCAGCUUAUUUUUACUCCAUGCUGAUUCAUAUUAGCCUAAAGUACUUUGCUUUAACUAGAUAAGAUACUUUGUUUUACCUGACUGUAAUUUAUAAGCUGUUCAGAGAGCAGAUCCGGAAAGAGGAAUGUUUUGUUUCUCUAGAACACUGUGAAUUUGCAAUCUUUUAGUGUUCCAGUCUUUCAGAUAUGAACUUGAAAGUGCGUUUAAUGAGACUUACUCCCAGCUCAUGGUAUUAAAUUUAAAUUGUGUGUCAUGGAUGACACUGCUUUGUCACUUGGAGCAAUAGAUGUUUCCUAUUCUUCGUCUUCAUCAGAAUGCACUGUUUCUAGAUGUAAACACUCCAGUGAAGAAUGGGGAGAAUGUAAUUCUAGGCCUACUGUCUUCCGGUCAGCCACUUUAAAAUGGAAAGAGACUCUACUGGGCAGGAAUAGGCCAUUUGUGGGACGCUGCUGUUACGUAUGCACUCCUCAAAGCCGGGACAAGCUUUUUAAUGCUAGUAUUCCUUCUUUGGGCCUUCGUAAUGUCAUCUAUAUUAAUGAAACACACACACGGCACAGAGGGUGGCUUGCCAGGCGGCUCUGUUAUGUUCUUUUUGUUCAAGAACGAGAUGUUCAUAAGGGUAUGUUUGCAAAUAAUGUGACAGAAAACGUCCUGAAUAGCAGCAGAGUGCAGAAUGCUAUUAUAGAGGAGGCUUCGGAAAUGUCUGCUUUGGCUGGCUCUGGUCAGCUGGACCCCAGAACCACCAGCAAGGUCAAGAAGAAAGCUAGAAGAAUUCUUCAGGAAAUGGUAGCAAAUGUCUCACCUGCUUUAAUCAGGUUAACAGGAUGGGUGUUGCUGAAAUUAUUUAAUAGCUUUUUUUGGAAUAUCCAGAUUCACAAAGGCCAACUGGAGAUGGUGAAAGCAGCAACUGAGCUAAAUUUGCCCCUUAUCUUCCUACCUGUUCACAAGUCUCACAUUGACUACUUGCUUCUCACAUUCAUUCUUUUCUGCCAUAACAUCAAAGCACCCUACAUCGCAGCAGGGAAUAAUCUGAAUAUCCCAAUUUUCAGCACCUUAAUACACAAACUUGGAGGCUUUUUUAUUCGGCGAAAGUUGGAUGAAAGGCCUGAUGGUCGUAAAGAUGUUUUGUAUAGAGCUCUACUCUAUGUGCAUGUCCAAGAAUUGCUUCGGCAGCAACAGUUCUUAGAGAUAUUCCUGGAGGGCACACGAUCCCGGAGCGGAAAGACUUCCUGUGCAAGAGCAGGCCUCUUGUCUGUCGUGGUGGAUGCUCUGUAUGCAAAUGCUACCCCUGACAUGCUCAUUAUACCAGUGGGAAUAUCCUACGAUAGAAUAAUCGAAGGUCACUACAAUAGCGAACAGCUGGGAAAGCCCAAGAAGAAUGAAAGCCUUUGGAGUGUAGCCAGAGGAGUCUUUCGAAUGCUGAGGAAGAAUUAUGGGUGUGUUAGAGUAGAUUUUGCACAACCAUUUUCUUUAAAGGAGUAUUUAGAUGGCCAAUGUCAGAAACCUGUGCCUCUACCUCUUUCUUUGGAGCAAACUCUCCUACCAGCUAUAUUGCCUUCAAGGCCUAAUUAUGUAGUAGAAGAAGGUACAGAAGCUACCCUUCCUGAUUCCAAGGAUUUAACCUGUGAACCUUUGAGGAGGCAGUUAAUAGCUAACUUGGCAGAGCACAUAAUGUUCACUGCUAACAAGUCAUGUGCUGUGAUGUCAACACACAUUGUUGCCUGUUUGCUGCUCUACAGACAUCGGCAGGGAAUUGAUCUUUCCAAGCUGGUGGAAGAUUUCUUUUCCAUGAAGGAGGAGGUCCUGGCACGGGACUAUGACUUGGGAUUUUCUGGGAAUUCUGAAGAUGUUGUUAUGCACGCCAUCCAUUUGUUGGGAAACUGUAUAACUAUCACAAACACCAGUCGGAAUAAUGAGUUCUUCAUCACUCCCAUCACAUCUGUUCCAGAUGUCUUUGAACUCAGCUUCUACAGCAAUGGGGCACUGCAUGUGUUCUUCAAAGAGGCUAUCAUUGCUUGCAGUCUACAUGCAGUACAGAAUAAAAGACACAGAAAUGGCAUCAAUGGAAUUCCAUCCAAUGUGAUUAGUCAGGAGCAUUUGGUCCGCAAAGCUGCCAGCUUAUGUUAUUUGCUUUCCAAUGAAGGCACUAUUUCAUUGCCCUGUCAGCUCUUAUGUCAAGUGUGCCAUGAAGCAAUUGAACGGUUCAUACAAUAUGGCAUUCUUGUGGUGGCAGAGCAGGAUGAACAGGAUGAUAUUAGCCCUAGCCUUGCAGAGCAGCACUGGGAAAAGAAACUCCCAGAGCCAUUAUCCUGGAGGAGUGAUGAGGAGGAUGAAGACAGUGACUUUGGGGAAGAGCAGCGGGAUUGCUACUUAAAGGUGAGCCAGUCGCAGGAACACCAGCAGUACAUCACCUUCCUGCAGAAACUAUUGGGACCCUUACUGGAAUCAUACAGUUCUGCUGCCACCUUCAUCCAUAAUUUCAGUGGUCCUGUCAGGGAAUCUGAAUAUCUUCAAAAAUUACACAAAUACUUGAUAGCUAGAACAGAAAAGAAUGUUGCAGUAUAUGCUGAGAGUGCCACCUAUUGCCUUGCAAAAAAUGCAGUGAACAUCUUUAAGGACAUGGGGGUGUUUAAGGAGACAAAGCAGAAGAGAGACUCUAUUUUGGAAUUAAGCAGUACUUUCCUACCUCAUUGUAAUCGGCAGAAACUACUGGAAUUCAUUAUGGGUUUUGUUAUACUGUAGAAUGCAUCCGUCUGCUUGUGCCAGCAAGAAGACUGGAAGACUUGGAGAAUGUGACACAAAGCUUCAGGGCUUCUGCUGCUUCCAUAGUGUGUAUAGUGCCAUUUUUGGUAAGGCCUUAUCUGACCCAAACCACUGGAAGACAAGUGCCUUCUUAUACAUGCAUGUCUGGAUCUAUAAGAUUUGGUAGCCUAUCAAACAUUUAAAACACUUUGGAUGGAAGUGAUAAGCCAUGUUUGCAAACAAACACUAGUUUUCAUGAACCUGUAUCCAGUGUUGCAUUUUUACAAUGCAAAGUGUUACAUUCACUUCAGGACUAAUGACUGUGACAAAUGCACAAACAUAUUUACCAGCAAUCUGUCAUUAAUACUGUUUUGAAUAUCAUGAAAAAAGUUCAGCAUAAUGUAUGAACUUUGCAAAAGUCUUGUCAGCAAGAACAAUUCAUUCUGUUCAUUACUGCAAAUAAAUGGUUUCUGAGAAAAUCUGAAUGCAGUCAGGAAAAGGGCAUUUAACUUUGGUUUCUACUGUACUGAACAUUCAGAUUUAUUUGCAUUUUACAUUAAAACUACUAAGAUUUUUUUGAUUUUGAUUUUGAAUCAAAAGAUUGUUUUCAGCUUGCUACUUGCUUGCAUUUCAUUCUCUGAAGUGAUUAUUUAAGCUCUAUAAAUUUCAGCAAUAACAUUGAAGUAUUUCAUGUUAGCCCAUUCUAAUCUUGAGUAAUACUGGGUGGUGGAGGAUAAUUGUUUGACAUAAAAAUAUUGCAAGCAACUCGUGCUCAAGCAGACACAUAAAUGGGUGUAGGUGUCUGAAUACUGUGAUAAAGUUUAGUGUUCAUACUCUAAAGCUCUUAUUCUGCAUAAUCCUAUAGAACAAUGGCCACUCACAAAGUAAAUAGUAGGUUGAUUACAGUGCAAGAUCUAAAGGUUCACACAGUUGUUUAGCUAAAGCAAUAAGCAUGGCAUUCAUUCUUUAGAGAAACUGGAUCGUUUCUCCUUCUUGCCUUAUCAAUUAAAGACGUAUUUCAGUUUCUGCAGACUCUCCUCAUUUUAGUUGGAGAACAUGAAACAGUUUGAUCCACAAUUGAUAAGGCCCUCUGUUGAUGUUUUUUAAUUAAAACGUAUGCCCAAGUGACGAAGGCAUUGUACAUUCACUCCAGUCCAGUGCUUCUGUGCAGUUUUAGCUUGUAUGUUUACUCCACUAUUGUGUUUACUACACAUUUAUUAAAAUCAUGUUUUACAAGUAUUUUAUGGAUGAAAGCAAUUAACAGGUUGCAAUCUUUCUCAGUAUUCCCACAAAACAAUUCCAUAUGAGAGACACUUCUAUGCAUGUUUCCCAUUACUAAAUAGGUGGUUUGAAACAUUUAAGAUGCAUUUCUGAGCCCAAGUUGCAUCAUAUCAGUGACAGAAGCAGGAAGUAAACCUGAAUUAAUUAAUUUGUUUUACCAUUUCCAGCAGGAUAGCAGCUGAAAUGAACUCAAUUUGUUCUAAUAAAGCAUACUAGCUUCUUAGAAAGAUUAAAUCUCAUCCUUGCUAAUGUGCACUAUUUGUUAAAAUGAAUGUUUUCUCUGAAUAGCAAUUUCUAGAUUGCCGAUGGCUUCCAUUUAAGGUCAGAUAAGUAGGUAGUUGUAAAUAACUUCCCAUUGUUUUACUACAUUAUCAGUAAACAUUGAAUGUAUGCUAGAAUGAAGAUUGUGUAUUAACAAAACAAAAAAAGAGACCCAAGCAAUAUAUAUUGUGGAUGAUGCUUGGCUAACUUUAAUGAAAAUAUGACUAAUUUUAAGAAAUGAAAGACUAGGAAUUAGCUUGGAGAAAGUAAUUGCUGGUUGUCACUAAUGAAAAUAAUUUAUUGCUUUAUUAAAAUGUUUGCGGGAUGUGGCAAUGUGCAUUUGAGUCAGUUAAUAUGUGUAGUAUAUUGUAAUUGCUUGAUGUGAAGGGAUGCUUUUUAAAUGUAGACUUUAUAAGCUGAGAGCCUUUGCAUGUUCAGAAAUGUCAAGCUGUGAAUGUUGUGCAGGGACAGAGAGAGAGAGAGAUCCUCUUGUAGCAUGGAGUUGUGUAUGUACAUGCUUACAUGUGGGUUAGUUUUGCUUUUCCACAAAGGUAAAGCACAAAGCUCCUAAAUCGAAUUUUGCCCUUCUGGGAGUUUAUUUUUAAGCCCUGAUAGAUGUAAAGUGUUCGUUUCUGUGCUGCUGGAGGACAUCUUCUUUGGGUUAUCCUUCCCAUAGGCUCCAGAAGCAGGACUAUGCUAAUGAACUGAAAGAUUUAAGAGCCUGGGAAGGAUAGCUCAACCCAGUUUUCUGUAGUCCUGCUCCAGAGACAGCCUUCUCUCUUAUCUUUUCCAAGGCCUUUACCUCUCUUCCUCAGUCUAUUAAUUUUACGUUAUCCUCAGUUCUUUUUCUUUUUAAUCUUGUUUUUUCUCUCCGCGUUAUUUCUACUUUAAAAAAAAUCUCCCCCCCCCCAUCCACUCUUUCCUUCUAUCCCUGGACUCUUCCUCAACUCUUCUCUCCAGGAUACAGAGACAGGGACCACCAGUUAGGAUUGUUUUUUCACCAAAAGGAAGGAAUCACUCCAGCUUCUCGCCCAAACAGCCCUCAAGCGUGCCGAGCACCACCAGGUCCUUGUCAUCACUGCCCAACUCCCCCACAACUGGCACAACCCAGAAGAGGGUCCUUCAGGCACUUCAACCACUGCCUCCGUGGGCUUGUCUUUGCCUUCUGUCCGGCGGGGGUGGGGGGCCCUGAGUCCAGCAGAGGCCAUAGAGGGCCAUAGAGGUCACAGCGGAGCCUUCUCAUGCUUCAACCUGAGGCCCGCCCUUCUUCAUGGCUUCCUCAGUGUCCACCAUCUUGCUGCCUGAACUUGCACAACAGGGAGGAGCAGCUACAGGUCAGGAACAGCCAACACAGCCGACAGGGCCUAGCAGCCGAGAUCAGCAGCAGCUAGGUCAGCUGAUGGAGGUCUUGUGGCCGCCGCCAAUAGCGGGACAAGAGUAGCAGUUGGGGGGCCAUCAGGGCCAGAGCGCCUUGUAUCCACCAUGUGGCAGCCCCCCGAACAAUGGAGGUGGCAACAAGGCAACAGGCAUUGGAGGCAGCUCCCAAAUUACGCAAGUGCUGGUGAGACGGCUCGCUUCCACACCAGUCGAGAAUGUCAUUCCUACAGAACUAUAGGAACUGGUGAGACCUGGGCUAUCUGCCAACCCACCUAGAAACUCUCCCAUAAAUCUAACCCAGCUAAUGCCCCUACUCCCUCUAGGGAAUAAUCCAUUGGGCCCCAUAGCACCUGAUGUAAUCCCUUGCCUUAGACCUACCUACUAAAUAAUGAGGUCCCACUUGCCUGGCAGAUAUGGUUUCAAAAUAUGCUGUUCCAGUUGCUAAAGCAGAAAAGGUCCUCAAAAAGGGGGGGGGCAUAAGUAGAGAAGGUGGGAGUCUUCCUCCUCACCCUCCUUCCUCUAGUCCAGUUUCCAGAGGAUCUAAUUGGGGGGAAAUACAUAGUAAGUCACUUAGGGCAAAUGGGCAUAAACGUACUUCUAUGAUUCUCUUGAUCCCCAUCCAAAUGUACCAGAGGAUCACAAAGAGGCAGAUCCAGGCGGCCUAGAUCCAGAACUUAACCACACACACACACCCAACCAUACCUCUGGACUCUCAUUCUGCCCCUUACUCUCCAUUAGGAGACCCCGAUGUGGAAAACAACUCCAAAGAGGAUGGGUAAUGGUUGGAUGACCCAAAAUAAUGAUUAAUUGGCUACCUCCCAGUUUUCCUUCAGAGGAGUUUAACCAUCUGUUAAGUCAGUUUCUACCCUGGGCUUACAGCUCCUUCUAGCCCAAGAGGAACAGCCUCUUCCAAAAGGCACAUUGGUUUCCCCAAAACUGAACGCCUGGGAUAAUAAUGUUCCUUUCCCGGAGCAAUUUGUAGACACAGUGGGACAAAAAUGGUCAGCCCCGGCUUCAAACAAAAAGCCCAGUCCAACAGCCACCAAAUUUUAUUCUUUACCUCUCAAAGCUGUGGAACUCCUAAAGGUUCUUCCCACAGAUGCUCCUGUGGUGACACUUUUAUUGGGCAUGGUGCUCAAUAAUGAUGGGGACGACAACUUAAAGAGAUGCUUCCUACAAAAAGAUUGAGGCAGGCCUCAAGAGGGCACAUUAAUCUUCUUCCCUUAUUAUUAGCUCAUCUGCCACAGUCUCUAUCAUAGCUAGAUCUUUGCUUCUAUGGGUGGAUGAACUCCUACAGAACCCACUUACUGAUCCAACUAGACUAAAGCAAACACUAUUGAAGAUACAGAAAGUACAAGCUUUUAUAGCUGACGCAGCGUUUGAUUCCAUAUAUUUUUCUGCAUGCUCCACCUUCCAACAGUGGUGGUGUGCAGGACCUUAUGGCUAAAACACUGGCAGGUAGAUGUCAUGUCCAGAUCUAAUUUUGCUUCAGUCCCUCUAUACAGGGUCAAAACUAUUUGGAGAAGAAACCUUCAACGAUGAGUCAAUUGAGACUUAAGGACAAAAAGGUCCUUCCCUCUGCCACAAGGAGGACAGGAGACAAUACAGGAGGCCGCCUCAUUCCUUUUGCCCCUUCAGAACCUCUUACAGACACAGGGACAAGGACAAUAGGAAACAAAGACCCUACUGGAACAAACAGCAUACGUUUAAACAGGGCUCCAGAACAGCACCUCCUUUGCCAACCAGAGCAGGAUGCUUAAGCAACCAUCUUGACUUGUGCCCACUCAUUGUUGGGGGCUGGAUUUCUGAGCACUUUCAUGCUUGGGAAGUCUCCACCUCUGACCUGUGGGUUCUAUAGGACAUUUUUCAAGCCUAGAAUUCAGUACUCCUCCCCCAAACAGACUCCUGAGGACCCGCUGCUCUUGCUAAUCAAGCCAACAUUUGGGGCUCCUACAGGCGAUUCUUCACCUUCUGGAAAUAGGGGCGAUAGAAAAGAUACCUUGGGAUGUUAGAGGGAUCUACUAUGUUUUAUCCACUGUACCCCCAAAAGACGGAUCUCUCUCAGCCAUAUUAGACUCAAAUUUCUGAACAAAUUCAUCAGGUAAAGGAGGUUCAAGAUGAAGACCCUACGCUCGGUGAUGACUCGAUAGACCUCACAGAGGCAUAAUUAUGCAUUCCCAUCCAUCUUGCAAGCCAUCCUUCGCUUUUACUAUGGGGAAAUCCAUUAUCAAUACAAGGUCCUCUCAUUUGGCCUCACAUCGGUACCAAGGGUCUUCACAAAUAUUCUGGUGCCUCAGGGAAAAAAGAGUCUUCACAAAGAUUCUGGCACCUAAAGGGGGUCAGGAUCCUGGCCUACCUGGAAUAUCUCCAGAUAAGGGCUCCAGCUCUCCCAGGGCAAUAGACAUGGCAAUACAGACACUGACACAACAUGGCUUCCUCAUCAACAUGGCAAAGAGCCAUUUCAUCCCCACACAGACGAUCCAGCACCUGGGGGUCAUAAUAGGCACUGUAACGGACAGGCUCUUCCCCCAUCCCACCGCACAGAAAAUCUUAGACAGCAUGUAGGAAAUUACACUAGGCCAAAGGGUGUCCCUGCUAUAUCUGGCUCACCUACUGGGCCUUAUGGUAGCACCCCUAGAUGUGGUACAGUGGGCCCAUUUUCAUCUAAGACCCCUUCAGUGAUUCCUCCUUCCAUAGCAGAAAGCCAUAGCACAAAACACCUGAAAGUGUGCUUAUCACCACAAGUUUACCAGCCCAUUCUGGUGGACCUCCCCAGAAUGGCUAGAGCAAGACAGGCAAUUUCUAGACCCACGCAGGUUAAUUGUAGCCACGGAUGCUAGUCUCACAGGUUGGGGAGCACAUUCACCACUCUUCAUGAGGCAGAUGGUCAAAACAGGAACACAUGCACAGUAUCAACUGGCUGGAGUUGAGGGUGAUUCACAUUGCUUUAUUAGCCUUCAAGCAAUUAGUCACAAACAUACUCAUUUGGAUGGACAACGUAACCAAAAAAGUCCAUGUAAACAGAUGGGGGAGGGGGACUGGGGACUGAUCCUUUCAACAAGGCACUCUCCUUAUACAGUGGGCAAAGUCAAAUCUGUCCUCCCUGUGGGCCCACCACGUCAAGGGGAUUCUCAACUCCCAAGUGAAUUGACAGAACAUCAGUCCAGCAGAGUGGAGCCUUAAUCCCCAGGUCUUCUUCAUGAUCUCAGAGCAUUUCAGUCACCCACAGUUGGAUGUGUUUGCCUCCACAAGCAAUGCCAAGAUGGACAGGGAGCGGAGAUGGUUGACACUCUAUCGAACCCAUGGCCCCUGGCUCGACUUGAUGUCUCCGGUACCAGCGAUAAAUUGAUUCCUAUGCAAGGUACACUUGGACAGAGCAGAAGUAGUCUUUUUAGUCCUGUUUUGGCCCAGGAGGGUCUGUUUCCCAGAGAUCCUGAUUGAUGCAUGACCCACUGGCUUCUGUCAAUAAUCCUAGACCUAUUCCAGCAAGGCCCUGUCCUACACCAGAACCCAGCUUAGUUGAAGUUAGCUGCCAGGAGACUGAAUGGAACCUCUUAAGCCUCCAUGUUUACUCACAUAAUGUACUCAACACUAUCUUAGCUUCACUAUGCCAAUCCACAAAUUGGAUCUAUCAGUACACCUGGAGAGCCUUCUUGCAUUGGUGCACUAAACAUCAAAUUUGGAAGCAUAAAUGUGGAAUAGAGAGCUCUUGCCUUUCUUCCAGAAAGGGCUAGACAAGGGAUUGAAAAUCAAUACCCUAAUAAAAGGCAAGCAGCAGCUAUAACUAGUGCACUAUCCAUGCAAGACAAGAAGGACUUGUCCAACUAUCCUCAUCUUAUGAAAUUCCUCAGAGGGGCCACUCCUCUCUCCACCCAUUUAUAUACAUUGAUUUCCAACUUGGAGUUUGCAUAUGGUGCUUACAAGCUCCUCCAUUUGAACAUAUAUGUUCAAUUCCCCUAAGGUGGUUUUUAUUUAAAUUGGCCUUCUUAAUCACCAUCACCUAUGCUAGGGAAGUAUCAAAAUUACAGGCCCUGUCUGUUUGCAAGCAUUUGUGUGUUUUCACCCCUCCUUCAUCCCCAAACUUUCAUUUGUCUUUCAUUAUUCUCAGGACAUUGUAUUGCUUUAAUUUUUCCCAAAUCCAGUCCAUCACUUGGAGAAGGCCUGGCACAAACUAGAUGAUUGUAGGUGCUUAGACGUGCCUCAAAUGCACAAACUCAUUCCAUUCUACAGAUUCGCUCUUUGUAUCAUACCUGUCUACUUCCAUGGGUCAGAAAGUAUUGGCACCCACUGUAUCCAGAUGGAUUAAGGCAUGUAUUACCUUAGCCUAUGAAACUCAGCAUGUGAGAUUGCCAUCCAAUGUUACUGCACAUUCCACCAGACCAGCAGCACUUUCCACCAAUACUCCCAUUUCAACAAUCUGUAAGGCAGCAGCAUGGGUAUCUCUCAACAUUCACAAAACAUUCAAAGUUUGACAUUUUCAGAUCUGCUACUGCGUCCUUCAGCAGAAGGGUAUUGCAGAAAGCUCUUUCUCUUCAGAAGUCCAGGAUGCCGCAACUGGAUUUCUUAAGCUAUAGCAACUCCCACAGGAGAUGCCCUCCUCCAGCAGCAGAGAAAGGAACAUUGGUUACUUACCGUGAUGGCUGCUUCUUGCUGCUGGAAUGGACAUCUCGACCAGUCCUGUUGGCUUACCUGGAUUACUGAGGAUGCAGUAUUUUCAUUUGCACAAGUAUAUUAUUUCUUCUCCUCUCGGCUGCCUUUUUUCUGCUCAUAGUGAACUUGGACAUUUGAAACUGGGUUGGGCUAUCCUUCCCAAGCUCUUAAAGCUUUCAGUUCAUUGGCAUAAUUCUGCCUCAGGAGCAUGUGGGAAGGAUAACCCACAGAAGAUGUCCUCCAUUCCAGCAGCAAGAAAUUUUCACGGUAAGUAACCAAUGUUCCUUUCCAUUUUUAGAAUACGGUUCUUCAGAUUCUGGCUCUACAGUAUUAACUACUCAUAGAAGUAUAGUUGUACAAAUUAGUAUAAAGAACAACAUUCCACGUAUAUGUCUGUAAACAUGUAGAAUUUUCUCCAAUGUUUAAUUUUGUUUUUCAAAUCUUUUCUGAAUUGAUUGCUUUGGGAUGCAUAAUUAUCUUGCCACAGUAAUAACUUUAUUCUAACAUUUUCGUUAAGGUUUUUAACCAAUUGCCUUGCCUGUACAGUUUUUUUUUUUUUUUAAGUAUUAGCAUGACACUUUCAAUAAUAAAGGGCUUGGGAAGAAUUGCAAAACACUGUAGACACUCUGUGAACCCAGGCACUGUCUUGAAAAAUGAUACUGCAUUUGUUUGCCUAUUUAACAUCAUCUUCUGUAUUUCUUGUACAGCACAGAGCUGCAUAGUAACUUUAUUUUAAUAAACAGUUUGAAAUGGG